UCUUUCGUCAGUUUGUUUUUGUUUUGAAAUCGUUUUGCGUUGUGGAAAUCAAAAGGCAAAUUCGGUGCGCGUUAAUUUACCGGGAAAUUAAACCUUCGUGCGGUGAUUUCGAUUAAAAAAGUGAUUAAUCGAGUGCGAAACAAUGUCGUUGUCUUACGGUGGUGCCAGCAGUGCCGACAGUUUCGGUUUCAACGCGAUGAAAAUCUUUGAGGUGGCGCGUGAUUGCUUGCCGGAUGAUCGGAAGCGAACGCAAAAUCUGGUGGAAACGAAAGACGAUGUGCUGUUUGUGUGGAAUUCGAAGAACUGCUGCGUGCUGACGUUGAAUUGGAGGGCGGCCAGUGCCAAGAAGGACGAGCAGCAAAAGUAUCAGACGCUAAUUCCUUCGGCACCGCAAAACUUUACCGUGGAGAAGAUUUUGCCAUCGACGGAAGGCACCUUUCUGGCACUGAGCGGCCCUCGAGGACUUUCGAUCCUGGAACUGCCCCGCCGCUGGGGACCCAAUGGACAGUACCAGAACGGGAAGGAGUGCAUCAUUUGUCGCUCAUACAACCUGGACGAACAUCUAUUCACCGAGAAUCCUAAUCUGGAGGUCCUACAAAUCCGCUGGCAUCCAGCAUCACCCACUGAUUCCCACAUUUUGGCUCUCCUGUCGGACAACUCGAUUCGCGUCUACGAUGUGGACUCGCUGCGGCAUGUGUGGCGUGUGGGUCCUUCGCCAGGACUUGUUAACGGUGGCCACCCGGCCUCUUCAUCAUCGCCAUCCCCAGGACACCACCACAGCACGUCCGCGAAGCUGGCCUAUCUGAGCAGCCUCGGCGACACGGCCGUUGAUUUUGACAUUGCACCGCCACGUGUGGUUUCGGCGACGGUCAACGGCAGCGACGAUACGACGGCACUCUCCAGCAGCAGGACCACCAUGGUCAACAUGAUGCGGGACAAUCUGAGCAUUUCUUCUCCAGUGACUACGGAUUCGUUUGUAAAAGCACAAAAACCAGACAACGGCAAAGUCGAGUGGCCUAUCGUGAUCCUUCGCGGUGACGGAAAUGUCUACAUCCUCUGUGCUGGUAUCGAUACCGAUCGCCCGAAGUUGCAGGGACCCAUUUCGAUACUGCCCCAAGUGGAGGACAACUAUGGUUUGGACUCUUGCUCCCUGGUGGUUAUUCCAUCACUGCCACCCACCAUAAUCAUUGCCGAAAGCAGCGGCAAAACCCAUCAUGCUCUACUUCUGGAAGAAGAAUUUCCGUUCCACAGAUCGUUCAGUGAACUGGACUCCAGCCUAGUCAUCUAUCCCUCGGAAUGGUACCUCCAGGUACUGGAAACUGUCGAACUGGAACUUGGUCUCACCGGAGUCGACGAAACCAAGUCCUAUUCCUGCCCAAUCCAUUUGAAGCGUGAUCCUCUCAACGAAUCUCGUUACUUCGCCUAUCACAACGCUGGUCUUCACGCAAUCACCUUGGAUUUCACUCGCCAACUAAUGCAAUUUGUUGAGAACGAAGAAGACACAACCGAUCGCUAUCCGCUGUUCACCUCUCAGAGCCGCGCUGAGUAUGUUGUCUGCACCAAAGCUCUCCAAAACAUGAGCUCCAAUGCCGUUCUCGGAUUUGCUUUGUUGCAAUCUCCCUCCGGAUUCUUGCUGCAGUUGGCAUCCGGUCAAGUCGUGACCCUGGAUUUGAUCAGCGAUCACCACUUGAUUCGCGAUUGGAAGGUUAAAUCAGGUUCAAAAUCUUUGACCGGUACGGAAUCCCCUCUGAAGAAACUGCUCAAGGAUCCUUUCCAGGAUAGGAUUCAAUCCAUUCUGAAGUCCGGCACCACCCAGCCAAUUCUGAAACUGGACAAAACCUCGGAACCCACCCCACAGGAAUCGUUCGAACUGUUGACCCAAGCCACACGAAUGUUGAGGGAACAUUAUUUCGUUAAGCACGAGAAAGCACGCCAGGAGAUCGAGAGGAGAGUGCACGUGCUGCGGCUGCUCAAGGAGCAACAGUUGAGUGAAAUCGCCCAGCUCCAGGAGGAGAAGCAGCAGAUUCGGGAAACGGCGGAACGUUUGGCUGAGAACUACGAGGACAUUUGCGAUAAACAGAAUGCUUUGUUCAAGAGGGCGCAAGAAGUGGUUCGGCUGGCAACACUGCGCCUUCCCAAAGGAUCGUUUUCCGAGAAAAGGUACGCAGAGAUGAUCGAAAAAAUCGGCAACGCUACCAAACAGUUGCAGAAGAACGUCGAUCAAGCCAAGCAGAAGAUCAGUGCCCAGCAGGUGCAGGUGGAGCAGAAGCAGAAGGCGUACAACGAGCGAAUUGUCGUGCUACCGAAGAAACAGGAAGUUAUCAUUCAGCAGAUCAUCGGUGAAAUGUACACACAAAUUGAUGGCUACGUCAAGGACAUAAAGAAGAUCAACAAUAUGUUGAAUCUGGCUUAAGUGGAUACAUAUGCAUUUCCUAUAACACUAGGGGACGUUUAAAUGUCUCAUGUAACUUUUAUAGUUAAUUACCAUGGUAUUUAUUUAAAAACCAGGUACUUCUACUUAAUAUUGGACUCUAUUGCAUAAAUUAAACUACAAUGUGUUGAAUGAAUAAUAUUUUACGCAUAAUAUUAUUGAUAAGAAUAAACCAUGGUUCAACCUAGAGACUUCUACCUAGCAAGUUACAUGAGACAAUUUAACCAACACCAGCAGAAAAAAAUCGUCAUUUGGAUAACGUAAGUAUAAGACACUUAAAUUUAAUAGUUUCAACGUUUUUACUGUACAAGGCUUCAAGCAUAAUAAAUAAAAAGAGAAUAAUGUUA
This is a messenger RNA of Aedes aegypti (yellow fever mosquito), 2778 nucleotides long. RefSeq names its product nuclear pore complex protein Nup88 (gene mbo). Gene Ontology annotation, biological process: ribosomal small subunit export from nucleus; protein import into nucleus; mRNA export from nucleus. The record is from RefSeq and is a predicted model, not a curated record. Bases 143 to 2413 code for a protein of 756 amino acids. Gene Ontology annotation, molecular function: structural constituent of nuclear pore. Lineage: Eukaryota; Metazoa; Arthropoda; Insecta; Diptera; Culicidae. The transcript has 7 exons. Gene Ontology annotation, cellular component: nuclear pore.